AUGGACUCUAUCGUCUCCAGCUCAACGAUUCUUAUUCGAUCAUAUCUCACUCCUCCGGUCCGUUCAUGUUCUUCGGCAACCUCCGUUUCCGUCAAAUCUGUGAGCUCAGUCCAGGUCACCUCCGUCGCGGCUAACCGCCACCUGCUUUCCUUAAGCUCCGGUGGUAGAGGAAGCAAGAAAUUCUCUAGUUCGGCGAUAAGAUGCGGCGGAAUCAAAGAGAUUGGAGAGAGUGAGUUUUCGAGUACGGUUCUCGAAUCAGACCGGCCGGUUUUGGUUGAAUUCGUCGCUACUUGGUGCGGUCCCUGCAAAUUGAUCUAUCCCGCUAUGGAAGCCUUAUCUCAG
This is a messenger RNA of Arabidopsis lyrata subsp. lyrata, 342 nucleotides long. Its product is annotated as thioredoxin X, chloroplastic. The record is from RefSeq and is a predicted model, not a curated record. The annotation marks the transcript as partial. Gene Ontology annotation, cellular component: cytoplasm. Gene Ontology annotation, molecular function: oxidoreductase activity, acting on a sulfur group of donors, disulfide as acceptor. The transcript has a single exon. Lineage: Eukaryota; Viridiplantae; Streptophyta; Magnoliopsida; Brassicales; Brassicaceae.